GGGCUCCUGACGGACGCCGUCCCUCCUCGGCGCGGCCUGAGCGCCCGGCCCGACCCCCGCCAUGGCGUGCUGCUACAGCAGCGAGAACGAGGACUCGGACCAGGACCGAGAGGAGCGGAAGCUGCUGCUGGACCCUAGCAGCCCACCCACCAAAGCCCUCAAUGGAGCCGAGCCCAACUAUCACAGCCUGCCUUCCGCUAGCACCGACGAGCAGGCGCUGCUCUCCUCCAUCCUCGCCGAGACAGCCGGCAACAUCAUCGACGUGUCUGCUGCAGACUCCCAGGGCACGGAGCGGCACGGGUACAUGGACCGGGCGAGGCAGUACAGCACCCGCCUGGCUGUGCUGAGCAGCAGCCUGACCCGCUGGGAGAAGCUGCCGCCGCUGCCGUCCCUCACCAGCCAGCCUCACCGAGUGCUGGCCAGCGAGCCUGUCCCCUUCGCCGACUUGCAGCAGGUCUCCAGGAUAGCUGCUUAUGCCUACGGUGCACUUUCUCAGAUCCGUGUGGACGCAAAAGAGGAGCUGGUUGUGCAGUUUGGGAUUCCAUGAAGAGAGGGGCCCCUGGACAGCUCUUCCUCUCCUCUCUUCACUCCGUCUCCACCCUGCCUCCCCUGGCCCCCAGCCUCAGUGUGGCU
Eubalaena glacialis (North Atlantic right whale) is the source of this 633-nucleotide messenger RNA. RefSeq names its product ragulator complex protein LAMTOR1-like. Lineage: Eukaryota; Metazoa; Chordata; Mammalia; Artiodactyla; Balaenidae. Gene Ontology annotation, molecular function: molecular adaptor activity; guanyl-nucleotide exchange factor activity. The coding region runs from base 62 to 547 and encodes 161 amino acids. The record is from RefSeq and is a predicted model, not a curated record. Gene Ontology annotation, biological process: endosomal transport; positive regulation of MAPK cascade; positive regulation of TOR signaling. Gene Ontology annotation, cellular component: membrane raft; late endosome membrane; Ragulator complex. The transcript has a single exon.